CGAGGCCUUGAGCUGAGGGAGCGGCGGCGGGGGAGGACGCAGGAACCGGAGGAGACGUGACCAUGGAGACGCUGAUCCCUGUGAUCAACAAGCUACAGGAGAUCUUCAACACUGUGGGGGCGGAGGUCAUCCAGCUCCCUCAGAUUGUUGUCAUUGGCUCUCAGAGCAGUGGGAAGAGCUCAGUUCUGGAGAGUAUCGUGGGCCGGGACUUCCUACCCCGGGGUUCGGGCAUCGUGACCCGGCGACCCUUGGUGUUACAGUUGGUUCACGUGGCUUCGCUGGAGGAGCGGAAGGAGGCAGCAAGUGCGGAAACAUGUGUCCAGGCUGAGGAGUGGGCUACAUUCCUGCAUUGCAAGCACAAGACAUUUACAGAUUUCAACGAGAUCCGGCAGGAAAUUGAAAAUGAAACUGAGAGAAUGACAGGUACCAACAAGGGAAUCAGCCCAGAACCCUUGUACCUGAAGAUUUUUUCUCCCCAAGUGCUGAACUUGACCCUGGUUGACCUGCCUGGCAUCACAAAGGUGCCCGUGGGGGACCAGCCCCCGGACAUUGAGGGUCAGGUCAAGGCCAUGAUCCUCUCCUACAUCAGCAACCCGAAUUGCCUGCUCCUGGCCGUCACCGCCGCCAACACAGACAUGGCCACCUCUGAAGCCUUGAAGCUGGCCCGGGAUGUGGACCCUGACGGUCGUAGGACCCUGGCAGUGGUCACCAAGUUAGACCUGAUGGACGCCGGGACCGACGCGAUGGAUGUGCUGAUGGGACGCGUCAUCCCUGUGAAACUGGGCAUCAUUGGGGUAGUGAAUCGGAGCCAACACGACAUCAACAUCAAUAAGAGCAUCAGCGAUUCCCUCCAAGACGAGCAGGGCUUCCUGCAGAAGAAGUACCCGUCUCUGGCCAACCGCAAUGGCACGCGCUUUCUCACCAAGACCCUCAACAGGCUGCUGAUGCAUCACAUCCGAGACUGCCUGCCCGAGCUGAAGACACGGGUGAACGUGCUGACGGCCCAGUACCAGUCAGUCCUGCAGAGCUACGGGCAGCCCAUCGCGGACCAGAAUGCCACCCUGCUUCAGAUCAUCACCAAGUUUGCCACCGAGUACUGCAACACCAUCGAGGGCACAGCCAGGAACAUCGAGACCUCAGAGCUCUGCGGAGGGGCCCGCAUGUGCUACAUCUUCCACGAGACGUUCGGCCGGACCCUGGAGUCCAUUGACCCGCUGGCCGGGCUGACCAUGCUGGACAUCCUGACGGCCAUCCGCAAUGCCACGGGGCCGCGCCCGGCUCUUUUCAUCCCCGAAGUCUCCUUCGAACUGCUGGUGAAGAGGCAGAUCAAACGGCUGGAGGAGCCGAGCCUGCGCUGCGUGGAGCUGGUUCACGAGGAGCUGCAGCGCAUUAUCCAGCACUGCUCCACCUACAACACCCAGGAGCUGCUGCGCUUCCCCAAGCUGCAUGAGGCAAUCGUGGAAGUAGUGACCGGGGUCCUGCGCAAGCGGCUGCCCAUCACCAAUGAGAUGGUGCACAAUCUGGUAGCGAUCGAGCUGGCUUACAUCAACACGAAGCACCCAGAUUUCAUCGACACCGCCGUCGUCUCGGCCUCCGUCAGCAGCAGCAAGAGUGAUUCCCAGCAGCCGGACGGGGGCCGGCGCUGGAAGAGCGAAAAGGGAGAGGAUCAGGGCCAGGAGGAGAAGCUCAAAGGGGCCAGCCAGGCCUCCGUGUUCUCCAGCCCCAGCCGAGCCCAUGCUGUCAACCUCCUGGACACACCCAUGCCGGUGGCCCGGAAGCUGAGCCAACGGGAGCAGCGAGACUGCGAGGUGAUCCGCAGGCUGAUCAAGUCCUAUUUCCUUAUUGUCCGCAAGAGCAUCCAGGACAGCGUCCCCAAGACGGUUAUGCAUUUCCUGGUGAAUUAUGUGAAGGACCACCUGCAGAGCGAGCUGGUGGGCCAGCUGUAUAAGGCGCAGCUCCUGGAGGGGCUGCUGACCGAGUCCGAAGACAUGGCCCAGCAACGCGGUGAGGCGGCCAACAUGCUCAAGGCGCUGCAGAAGGCCAGUCAGACCAUCUCCGAAAUCCGAGAGACCCAGCUGUGGUGAGGGAGGCCGGCGGGUGUCGCGAGCCCCCCACCCGCCUGCUCCCUGCUCCGAGCCAACCUGUGCCAAGUGGCCGCACUGCCAGCUCAUGUUUACAGAGACCUCGCUGCGGACCUCGCCGUCUCCUUGGCCACCCCCUCCGUCCGUCCGUCCGUGUCACGUCGGUCAGCCCUGAGGGGCCUCGGGCCCAGGAAUCCCACUGGCCCCAACAGGGGAAGCCAGGGCUCAGGAAUGUUUCCCCCGGGGGGCAUCUUCCUCUGCCCCCUGAUGCUGUGGCAGAAAAUCAGCUGGAUUCGGGAUCCGGGAGCUCCAAAGGCCAUUUCGUAAAAGGCAGCACUGAAGGGGUCUCCGGAACUCGGGGUCCCAACCGAACCCGUUUCUCAACUAGGCCAGGGCCCUGGCUUGACAUUCUCUCUUCCCCCCUCACCCCGCUUGCAGGCUGUGGGAAAGGGGGGUCGGGGAGUGAGCUGCUGCCAUCACUACUCUAGAAUGAAAUCCCCAAACCAAGCACUGAAUACCCUAAACACCCCCCUUGUCCCUGGCAGUCCUCCUGGCUCUCCUUACACGUCAUGGUGUCCUGUUCCAGAGGGAAAGAGGGGUGUGUGUGGGUGUGUGUACGUGUGGGUGUGUGUUGAGUUGUCAGUGCCGAUGUGGAAGUGAAUCUUUACCCUGACUGUGAACUUCCCCUUGCCUGUGCCUGGGGUGACGGGCCACUGGGCCCUGUAUAUAUAUAUAUAUACACACACAUACCUCCCCGUGAUGUUUGCCCGGAAUGCCUCUUCUUCUCAUUGUGGUCGCCCCCUUCCCCUCUGUGUUGUGGGGGGUUUUUCCUGACCUAUGGAGGGACUCUGGCCUCUCCUCCCCUCCCUUUGCUGCGUGACGUCGGCAUCCUCGAACAAAGCGGCUGGGGCCGACGGGAAGCCUAGAAAAACGGACUGUUUUGUUUUUUCUCAUCGGGCCCAGCCCUGUCCCUGCUCCGGAGGGACGGAAGGCACCCCGACUCCUCCGUCCCCAAGCACCCGUGCCCCCCGCACAACUGAAAAGGGCCCUCGCCCCUGAGGUACCGCACCCCAAACCUGCCGGUCUCAUCCACGCCAGCCUCUUCCCCCCGAGCAGCAAACCGGGCUCUUGAGUCCCAGCAGGGCUGGAGCCCCAAGAGCCCGGGGCACGGGGACGUCCGGGUGCGUGCUGGUUGAAAGCAGGAGGAGGAGUCGCCGUGUUGUUCCUAUAGAUUUCACAGAAUAAACACUUCAUGCCAAG
This is a messenger RNA of Tachyglossus aculeatus (Australian echidna), 3341 nucleotides long. Its product is annotated as dynamin-1-like protein. Gene Ontology annotation, biological process: mitochondrial fission. Gene Ontology annotation, cellular component: membrane; cytoplasm; mitochondrion. The record is from RefSeq and is a predicted model, not a curated record. The transcript is spliced from 18 exons. NCBI's taxonomy places the organism in Eukaryota, Metazoa, Chordata, Mammalia, Monotremata, Tachyglossidae. Gene Ontology annotation, molecular function: microtubule binding; GTPase activity; GTP binding. The coding region runs from base 63 to 2084 and encodes 673 amino acids.